ACUACUCAGGCUCUAUACUUUGGUCGCCGAUUUUUCGGACAAUUCGAUAUCGUGGGGAAAUGGCGAACCGUAGGAGAUGCAGGUUCAGGUGGUAGUCCGAAUACAUGCAAGCAUUAGCAGGAGGCUAUCCACGUCCUACUAGUAGCUUGUGCCUGUAUAGGAGUAGUUCCUGGAGCCGAGUAGCCGCCUGGAGAUCCUCCUUCCUUGUAUGGCUGUCAGUUACUGACCUUAUGCGACACCUUAAUUUCUAUGGCCUAAUCCGUCUAGCGACUGGUCAAGCUGUACCAGGAAUAUGGGAUGAAGCGAGAGGAUUGAAUAUCGCCUAUGUGAUGGCGCAAUCUUGAGUCUUGAGUUUUGGCCGGAAAAUCGCAGCUGGCGAGAUC
This is a messenger RNA of Trichoderma asperellum CBS 433.97, 383 nucleotides long. Lineage: Eukaryota; Fungi; Ascomycota; Sordariomycetes; Hypocreales; Hypocreaceae. The record is from RefSeq and is a predicted model, not a curated record.